AGCACCCAGCACCCAGUCCCCGCCGCCGCCCCCCUCAAGAUCAUUCAAAAUGAGUCACCGUAAGUACGAAGCUCCUCGCCACGGCUCGCUCGGUUUCCUUCCCCGCAAGCGUGCGGCGCGUCACCGCGGGAAGGUUAAGGCGUUCCCCAAGGACGACCCCAAGAAGCCCGUCCACUUGACUGCUGUUAUGGGUUACAAGGCGGGUAUGACCCACGUCGUUCGUGACCUCGACCGUCCUGGCUCCAAGAUGCACAAGCGUGAAAUUGUUGAGGCCGUUACCAUCAUUGAGACUCCCCCCAUGGUCGUCGUCGGUGUCGUCGGUUACGUCGAGACUCCCCGCGGCCUCCGCACCCUCACCACCGUCUGGGCUUCCCACCUUUCCGACGAAGUCAAGCGCCGGUUCUACAAGAACUGGUACCGUUCGAAGAAGAAGGCCUUCACGCGCUACGCCAAGAAGGCCGCCGAGGACGGCGGCAAGUCCGUCGCACGCGAGCUUGAGCGCAUCCGCAAGUACUGCACGGUCGUCCGCGUCCUCGCGCACACCCAGAUCCGCAAGACGGGUCUCGGGCAGAAGAAGGCGCACCUCAUGGAGAUCCAGGUCAAUGGCGGGUCUGUUGCGGACAAGGUCGAGUUUGCGCACGGUCUGUUCGAGAAGCCGAUCGAGGUCGGCAGCGUCUUCGAGCAGGACGAGUGUGUCGAUGUUAUUGCCGUCACCAAGGGUCACGGUUUCGAGGGUGUGACGCACCGUUGGGGUACCAAGAAGCUGCCUCGCAAGACGCACAAGGGUCUCCGCAAGGUCGCUUGUAUCGGUGCAUGGCAUCCUUCGAAGGUCAUGUACUCUGUUGCCCGUGCCGGUCAAAACGGUUACCACCACCGUACGGAGCUCAACAAGAAGAUCUACCGCAUUGGGUCUGGUACCGAUGAGGGCAACGCCUCCACCGAGCACGACGUCACGAAGAAGGCCAUUACGCCUAUGGGUGGCUUCCCCCACUACGGUAUCGUGAAGAACGACUUCCUCAUGGUCAAGGGCUCCAUCCCGGGUACUAAGAAGCGUGUCAUCACCAUCCGCAAGUCGCUCAUGGUCCACACGUCUCGCCGGGAUCUCGAGAAGGUCUCCCUCAAGUUCAUCGAUACCUCGUCCAAGUUCGGUCACGGUGCUUUCCAGACGUUCGAGGAGAAGGCGGCGUUCUUGGGUACUCUCAAGCCUCGGGCUUAAAAGUACUUUGUGUUCCCUCUUUACGUCCUAUGCGUCUACUGUUGUAUUGCCCAUGCUAUGCCUACGUACUGCCAAUGAGACCUUUGGUUGCUAGUACCCAUAUGCAAUUCGAGGCUUUACUUC
Messenger RNA from Gloeophyllum trabeum ATCC 11539, 1339 nucleotides. RefSeq names its product 60S ribosomal protein L3. NCBI's taxonomy places the organism in Eukaryota, Fungi, Basidiomycota, Agaricomycetes, Gloeophyllales, Gloeophyllaceae. Gene Ontology annotation, cellular component: ribosome; cytosolic large ribosomal subunit. Gene Ontology annotation, biological process: ribosomal large subunit assembly; translation. Bases 50 to 1216 code for a protein of 388 amino acids. The record is from RefSeq and is a predicted model, not a curated record. The transcript has 7 exons. Gene Ontology annotation, molecular function: structural constituent of ribosome; RNA binding.